AUGGGGUCCCCCUUCCUUCGCCGCCCAGGGGGACUUGGGGAGCGUUUCUCUGGGGCAUUUCGUGCGAUUCAGAUGGUUGGUGAUUUGCUAGAGGCUUCACUGGUGGGAACGGAUUUCACUCUCCUUUUCAUUGGUCUCAAUCAAGUUGGUACUUUCACUGUUUAUGAUGCUAUCAUCCAAGAGUUGGGGCCCUGCAUUCUUUCGAUGGAUGCCCUAUCUCGUGUGAUCCCAUAUGAAGGGCCCUAUGCUGACUUCUCCGUCAAGGAGGUCUGUGCUGGCAUUGGCGGUAUCGGCACUGGUGCCCGUGCACUUGGUGCUCAGGUGGUUGCAGUCCUUGACUGCAAUGAGCUUGCUUGCUCCCACCUUAUCCUCAACUUGGACGGCAAUAGCAGUGCUCUUUGUCGAGAUCUUUGUGAUGAUUCGGCAAAAGGAGAUUUACACAUUGCUGGCGGCCGAUCGGCAUCCAUUUUGACGGCUGGCUUCCCGUGCCAACCACAUUCCACACAAGGAAGUAGGGGAGGCUUCAGGGAUCCACGUCACAAGGUUUUCAUUGAAGUUCUCAGAACGGCCUAUCUUCACAUGGUAGAUUGUCUUGUUCUUGAGUGUACCCCACAAGCUCAGUACGAUCAUGGGGUUCGGACCGGACUUGACUUGUUAGCUGAAGUGAUGGGGUGGCAGAUUCAUGAAACCACACUUGUUUUGUCACAUCAGUGGCCUUGCCGUCGUCACCGUUGGUGGGCCAUUCUGUGCCCAGCCGAUUGGCACACUACGACACUGACAAAAUGGCCAGAAGAUCGCAGCCAUCAACAGGUUGGCACUGUGGUGACCCGCUGGCGUUGUUGGCCGGAAUCCCAUGAGUAUGACUUGCAGCUUACUGAGACUGAGUAUGCGGCGUACAACUCUCCGCAUUUUGGCGAUGAUCAGCGGUUGCUCACUGCUGCAGACAUGGCGCCCACCUUUUUGCAUUCCUACGGGUGCGCACUUCAGGCGUGCCCUUGUCAGUGCCGUGACAUGGCCUUCUCGGAGGAGACAUUGCGCACUCGAGGUCUUCGUGGCUGCUAUGUGAUUUCACAGUUUUUGUCCACACCAAGAUUCUUGCACCCCAUGGAGUUGGCGGCAUUGCUGGGAUUUCCAGCCACCAUGAGCCAUCUUUCCUCCAUGAGGGGCAUGUUGUGCCUGUUGGGGGCAGUGGCCUCACCACUACAAUCAUUGUGGGUUUUUGCUUGUCUUCGUUCAAUGAUGCAUGGCUCCAAUGCGGCGGACACUCAAGCUUUUGCCCUGCAGGCGCUGCAGGAGUACAAGAUCCACUUGCUGCAGGGCUAUGAUCAUUUGUGGGGCUCCACCUCGGCAGUGCCGAGACCUUUGCGGUUGUGCACAUCUGACCAGGUGGAUAUCAUCAUCAUGGUUUGCGGCUUGGUCACUGUGGCUGAGAUCCUCUCUGCAGAUGCCUUCGCUCAUGCCCCUGGGGCGCAACAGAGUCUUUGUGAUGGCUCACGCUCUUUGCCCCCAGGCCAAUUCUUGUUGCAGCAUGGUGCUCAUGGACCUUACCACUUGUGCAUGAUUCACCCUGGACAAGCCGUGACACCGGCACAGGUUGUGGUGGGCAUUGAGCAUGCUUCUCAUUUGCAUGUGACAUUUUUACCUCUUGGUGGAUUUCUUUUUGAGGCUUUGCAGAGCUGUGGCAUUUCAGCCGUCCAGUACCUUUUUGAUCGACUGGGUCAUUGCUAUGGAUUGGAUUAUCGGGUGCAAGGUAGUCUUCGCCUGACCACUCAGCCACAUCCUGAUGAUGGGACCACGAUGGCAUAUGGACUUUCAUGGCCGGCAGCACUUGGCCUCAAUGCGGAGAUGGUUUGGUUCUACAUGAACAGCCUACUUGCUCGGCAUGUAGGGUUGACCAAGUCUUGGUUGGUGCUUCCACCACUUUGUGCCAGUUCUUCUCGACAGUUUCCAUUUUUGCAUCAGCACUGCUCGAUGGAAUUCUUUGCUUUGCCUUGUCCCACAUUGGUAUUGUGCAUUUGCGCUGUCGAUCAGCACUGGAUUCUUUUGACUGGACUUUGGCAUGGCUCCGGCCGCAUUUGGACUUGCUUUGAUGGACUUCAGCCUCUUGCCGGCUCGGCCAUGGUGAAUUGGGUGAGAUCUUUUGCCCGUUCACUGGCGAUGACUUUGCAAGAAUCAUUUGAGGGCCUUCGGUGUGCUUCUUGGAUUUGCCAAUUUCAUUCACACACCUGUGGUUCAGUUGCUCUUGGUCACUUGCUUUGUUUGCUUGGCUGGGUGGGCAUUUGGACGCCCCAAUUGGAAUUGGCCUUUCAUCAAAGCCUUCUUGAUCAACAAGCUGGGGGCUCCUUCAUGGCUUUUGGGCGAUCAGCAUCCGAACUUGUCGAACAACUGGCUACUCUACUUCUUGACAAGGGAGUUCCAGAUGCGGACGUUCAACAACGGGCGCAGGAUGUGUUGCAGACCUUGGGUCAUGCGGCCGUGACUGAAGCUCUCGGCACCUCUAAUCCAUGGGCAACCCUCAAAGGUUUGGCAUCUCGCCCUUCUACCAGAAUGCGAUUGGUGAAAGAACAUGAACUCAGAGCUCAUAUCAAUCAACAGGCCACCAAGAAACAUGGGGCUCACAUCCCACGGGCGAAGCAAAAGAAGCAGACCUCGCAGUCUUCAUCACUUCCACCAGUGGAUCCUGGAACACUUCAAUUGGUUCCCAAUACUUUCGUGGAUGAUGAUGGGGAUGCCAUACCUCAAAUACCCUUCCAUGAGGUCAGCAAGGAUGCGCAUGGCAUUGCUUUUUGCACACAUCGGCAAGCACAGCCCUUCAUUGAUGCCCAGGACAACAUUAGCUCCACCACCUUGGGUUUGCUCAUCACCACUGAGGUUCCCCUGUCCAUUGGGCAAAUGACCAAUUUGACUUCAAUGCGCUUUCCUGCACUAUGCUUGGCCACCGAUGAGCCAUUGCUGAUCCAGGGGUCGCUGCUUACUUUGAGUGAUGGUGCAAUUCAUCGACAUGAGGUUGACACUCCUGAAUUGUCAGUGUACAGCACGGACAUUGUGAAGGUUCAGAUCCACAAGGAUGAGAUCAACAUGGAUUGGCAGCAGGUGGUUCGGGGACCCAUUCGUGCGCUUUUGCAACUCUCCCCUUUGUUUCGCCUAUGUUCUGGGAAACAAUGUGGGGCAGAUUGCCCCCUGUAUCAUCCGCCAUUGGAUGAAGAGUUGCCUGGCUUGAUCUUGGACAUUUGGGCUCGCAACUUCUGCAACCUCAACGGCAAGACCACGAAGGCGGACCUUGCUGCCUAUUUUCAGGUGCUUCUCCGUAUCCCAUCUGUGGCUUUGGAUCAUGUCCUGCGCAUCAAUGUCCCCGGAGUUUACGUUGAGCCUAGAGCAUCGCAGGAGCGGGGUCCUCAUCCGGACUACUGCGUCAUUUGGCUCCCUGGACUUUCAUUGGAGCAGGCCAUGCACAAGCUUCGAACUUGUGAUCAUGGACUUUCUUUGGCCAAAAUGAAUCAUCGCUAUGGAGUUCGGGUGCGAGCACUUCAUGAGCAAGCCACCCAUCAAGCACUCCGUCCUGAUGAGGAGUACGUGGCGGUCCAGAUCAAGCAGGUCUACACCAUUUUCCCCUUGCCACAUGGACUUUCCAGACAGCAAGUCAGCAAGUUACUGACGGCAUGGGGUUGGCGGGCCAAACCGCUGCAAACCACCAAAGGCACCAAUCAAGGACAGGGUUGGUCAGUGGGCUCGGACAAUCCUCCUCCGAGCAAAGUUAUGCGGGGCUUUGACCGGGAUCUUUUGAUCACGUUGCAGAAAGAUACUUCAUCUUCAUCUUCCACUGCUUCAGUGGUGGCCUCGCAGCGAACCAAACGUUUUUUGAAGGAAGGGGCUCUUCAGUCCACCAAUGAGGAUCCGUGGCACAAUGGCGCGGAUCCAUGGGCUAAUCAUAGACCCACUACGGCUGCCACUCCUUCGACUUCGGCACCAGCGCGUCGUUUGGAACAGUUGCAGGCAGCGAUUCGUGAAGAAGUUCAACAGCAAGUCCAGCAAGCUCCUCCUGGCCUUUCACCCAGCCUCACCCCGCCAGACUCGGUCAUCCAGCAGCUCCAAGUGAACAUCACUGAACUGCAAGCUCAAGGUGGUCAAUUCCAACAAUGGUUCCAUGAAGCUGGACAGCGUAUGAGUGCCAAUGAACAACAGCUCCAGCAUCUUCACACGGUUGUCGAACAACAAGGACAACAUGUUGCCAAACAGAUUGAUAUGAUCCAGCAGGAAGUCGACAACAAGACUCAAAUCCUGCAAAGCUCCCUGCAGGGAUCUUUGGCCGCGAUGCAACGAGACUUUGAUGUAUCCUUGGACACCAAGCUCUCCAAUCGAUUCGAUCGUAUUGAAUCGAUGUUGGCCAAGAAGCGAGCCUUCUUUCCUUGGUUGCUUUGGAUUUGUCUCUUCAUGCCCUGGGCAUGGGCCAAUGGAUUGCAAUUCUCUCACGUGCCGGACACUUGGACUUUCUCUUCUACAGCUGCGAUGGACUUCGACACAGCUGGCCCGGGCACUCGCCGCAGUUCCUCCUGCAACUACUGGUCCCAGCUUGGAUUUUCAGCUGGUGGAUUUCGUUUUGGUGAAGCUGAGCACCCGGGCCCUGGUGGUGCUCCGGAUGGCAGCACUUUGGGGUCCCCUGACUCCCUGGAUUUUCAGCGCCUGCGGGUUGGAACUUGGUCUGGGGUGGGGGCCAUUUCCGACUUUCCUUCUCAAGAACUUUCUGUUCCUUGGCCAGAUGGAGAAAGAGAUGCUGGAAGGGUCAUGCUUUCACGGCAUUUUGUUGGUCCCACGCCAUUUACUGUGGCUUCCAUUUAUGGAUUUCCUGCGGGUCCCACCUGGCCUCGUAACCGUAGUCUGACUGAGCAACUGCUCACUACGGUGACCAAAGAAGUGGUGCUCGGCACCAGUGGCUGCCGCAUCAUCCAAGGGGAUUUCAACCAACCUGCGGAUGGGCUUGAUGCCUUUCAGAUCUGGCGACACUAUGGCUGGGUGGAGGCACAAUGUUUGGCAAAGGAUCUGUGGGGGCGUCACAUCGAAGCCACGUGCAAGAAUGCCUCCACGGUGGAUCUGAUGUGGCUCUCUCCGGAAGCGGCAAUGCUUUGUGUUCAAGUGGGCACCAUGGAUGUUUUUGCGGACCACCUUACGGUCUAUGCUGAUUUUCAGCUUCCUUUGCGGGCCAUGACAAUCACCCGCUGGCCUUUGCCUUCCAUCAUUGAUUGGACCCAGGUGGACAUGGAUCGCUGGCAACAUACUUGCGCUGCUGAUCAUGGUCCUCGUUUUGCUGGGGGUGAUCCUGAUGUUUUUUUGGCACAAUGGGCGCAUCAUUGGGAAUCCACUCUUCAUGGUGCCAUUCAAGAUCAACCAGAUGGCCGGUUGCCUUCUCGUUGUGCUGGCCGCGCUCAACGGACCAAGCCCUGUCGAUCACCUCUACUUCCUCCAACCGCCAAACCCUCGCGGCAGGGAGAAGUUUACCUGCACAACAAUCUGGUUUCCAUGGCAGUGCAUAAGUGGUUCAAACAGUUGAGACGCUUGCAGAGCUACAAACAUGCCGCCAUUGCCAAUAAGCAGACCUUGGAUGCGGAAUGCUACCGACUUCACCUUUGGCAUGCUAUCAAACGAGCUUCUGGCUUUAGCUCAACUUUUGCUCAGUGGUGGAACAAUCGUCACCACAAGACGCCUGCGGCCCCAUCCCAAUUGCCACUUGCUCCACCAUCGGGGCUUGUUGCGGAUGCGAUUUUCUUGGACUUCAAGUUGAACUUUGAGCGUUUCGAGCGAUGGCAUUGCCGACAGAAGGGCAAGCUGCUGCAGGCAAAGUAUGACCAGACUUGCAAAGCGCUCUUUAGAGAUCUUCGGGAUCCUGGACGAGGGCAACUGGACUUUUUGUGGGAUACCACUUGUUUUGCGGUGCUUGACUUCAGCUUAGAAUCCAAGCAGAUCCAUCUAGAUCAUCCAUGCACCUCGGGUUCAUCUUGCAGAUGGUUUCUCAAUGGCACGCAGCUGCAGGUGUUGGACGCUGAUGGGGAUUUGCUCACUUUGGAAUCCAUCCCUGGCACUUUGGAGGUUGGUGAUGAACUACAGCAGGUUCGGUUUUUCACCUCCUUGGGUGAGAUCCACCAAGCGAUGUUGGAGCUUUGGCGCCCGAGAUGGCAGAAGGCGUCACAGAUUGGGACGGCGGACUGGAAUCGAAUUUUGGGCUUCAUUCAGGCAUUCAUGCCUACACUGCAGUUCCCUGAUCCACCGCUGGCUAUUUCUGCCUGGAAAACUAUGCUGCGAAGAUUUCCUCCUCGAGCUGCACGAGGGGUGGACGGCAUUGCUGUGGCGGAUCUGGCUCAUCUUCCAGAUUCCAUCACCCAGAACCUCUUGGAUUUUUUGGGGCAGAUCGAUGGCAGUGCUUGCAAGUGGCCUUCUCAACUUUUGUUUGGCAAAGUUCUGGGUUUGGCGAAACAGGAACAUUCACAUCUUCCUGCCCACUAUCGACCGGUGGUGUUGAUGAAAUCACGGAUGGUUUCCUUGGACAAGAAGUGGGCUCGUUUGAAGCGCAGUCGGGCUCCACUUUAUCAGAAGAUCCUAGUUUUGCCAGCUUCGUUUUGGGCGGCAGCGCUUCAUGGUGCUGUGAUUUGCCCUUUGCCAGAUGGUCAUUUACAUGCUCUUCGAAAAGCUGCCCAUCGUGCGUUGCAUUUGAAUCAAGCAGGCGCCAAUGCUUUGCUUCGUUUCUCUUUGCAGCCCAAUAUGAUGGCGGAUCCGGGCUUCUAUUACGUUGUCAUGGUCAUGAGCACAUUCCAAAGGGUGUGCCGUCGCUCGGCCUCACUUUUGGAUCUCUGGCGAUGGUGGACUCAAUCUUUUGCUGGCGACCUUCAACAAGGCCCAUUCAGCGUGCUGAUGCAGACUCUGAACAGUGUUGGCUGGGCUGUCCUUGACCCUCCUUUGGUACAAGACCAUUUGGGUGAUGUGCAUGACUUCAUGCUUCUGGAUGGCUCACUCAUGCGAAAGAUGCUGCAAGAUGCCUGGUUGUUGCGGGUUUCUCAACAAGUUCGACAUCGUCCCACGAUGCAACAGCUGACCGGCAUCGACCGCUAUAUCACCGUUGAGAGUAAUGGCGGUCUCACUGCACAUCAGACUUCGCUGCAAUCUGCCCUUCAGAGCGGUGCGUUUAUUGACUCUUGGGUUCAUAGCAAAUAUGAUAUGACUAAACAGGGUCAUUGUCAGUUGUGUGGGUGUCCUAAUACUCAUAGCCAUCUUUUGGUUUGUCCCAAAUAUUCCAGUUUACGGGCUAAGUUUUCUUUGACCAGCGCUGAUUUGCUCUCCUGGCCUCAAUGUUUUUCACUGCAUUUGCUCUGUCCACGUUCACCUUUCGUGGAUGAUUUGCGAGCCUAUUUCUUGCAGUUGCCAGACACCACGGCACUCUUUGAGAGCAUCCCAACCGGUGAAGAAAUGGAGCAUUUGUUUACUGAUGGCUCAUGCUUUGCUGAUGGCAGAUGGGAAGUUCAUUGCGCGUCAUGGGCUGUCUUCAAUGCCAAUAGCCAACAGGCGGUGGCCACAGGAUGGGUUCCAGGACUGGCGCAAACAAUUGGUCGAGGAGAACUGAUGGCCUUGGUGGCGGCGCUCCGUUGGGCACUUCGACAUGCUGUGCGCACGCACAUUUGGAUGGACGCCAAAUUCGUCCAUGAGGGCUAUGAACAACGCCGCCAUGGUUUUGUCGGGGACCUCUCAGACACACAUGCGGAUCUUUGGCUGCAGGUGGAACAGAUGAUUGCCGAGGGUGUGGGCACUCUUGCUUCUUCUUCAUGGAUACCCUCACAUUUGGAUCCUUCGCGGUGUGAAAAUCCCUUUGAAGAUUGGGUUGCCACCAACAACGGCAAAGUGGACCUUUUGGCAGUUCGCCAAAACCUUGCACGUCCAGUUAGCUUCUGGAAUCUUGUCAUGCGACAAAACCAAUGGGAUCAACUGUGGAGAGAGCGGCUGCAUCAGCUUCGCCAAUACUACUUUGGCAUCUUCGAGCUGACGCAUGGACCCAAUGCGAUGAAUGAGAUCACAGUGAUUGAAUCAAGUGACGAUGACGAAAGUGAGAGCAGAUUGUACAGUUUUGCAGACAUUUCGGCAGGGCGUAGCACUUCGCCUAAACACCCAGCUGCGAGCCGAUAUCAAACAGGUAUUGGCCUUUUUCACGGCUUCAAGGCCAAUUCGGCGGGCAGCCGACAUGGCGAGGAGCUGAAACCUUUGCGACGACGCCUGACAGAUGAAGCAGUGACCGUCUUUGGCAGCGAAGGGAAGCGCGCUGAGUGCGACAAGCUCCAUGAAGCCAAAGUGCUUUGUGCCUUGGCGUUGCCAUCGAUGGUCGAUGCCUGGGGAUGGCAAUGUGCUCGCUUACGGCAAGGCCGCAGGUCGGAGCCGGCAGAGCUGGCCCCACAUCGGAUUCUGCUCUUCAGCCUGGUGCGACAAAGGGCGCGCAGGCACCAAUUCCUCGAGCAACUUGAGCGCUUUCCAGCCCUGCUGAGCCGGGUCGAGUGGGUCCGAGCAGUAGAUGGCUCCGCCUUGAAGCUGGAAGAGGUCCCAGGAGAAAUCGUGGACUCGGACGGCAUCAAGGACGCCCUGACACAGCACCCCCGUGUGCUGGGCUACGUCUUAACGCGCGGAGCCAUUGGCCUGGCCUGGACGUGGUUUAAAGCCUUGGAUGCUAUCCUCAAUGAUCAGGAGCCACAGCAUAUCUACUUGAUCUGUGAGGACGAUGCCAGGUUCUCGCCUCAAUUCCCGGAAGACUUUAGGGAUCUGUGUCUUGCGGCCGACGCGCACGAUCCUGACUGGGAGGUUCUUCAUGUUGGAUACCAUGUGGCUUCCACUACAGUAAGGGGCUGCGGCCAGCCCUGCUGUGACGUGGAUCCUGCCAGUUGCCCCCUGGGUCGACCCGGUCAGCUCUUUGGCGCCUAUGCUGUGGCCUUGCGUCCACGGGGGGCUCGGAAACUUCGAGAGAAGCUCUUCCCUGUGAAUCUGCAGGUUGACACCGAACUCUCUCGCUUGUAUCAGGGCCUGGCCAAGGGCUCGGGCAAUCUGCAGGCGCGCGUGCAACAUCGCUUGGAUCGCAGUGAUAGACUCCGAGUCUAUGCCCCGCGGUGCGCUGGCGAAGCCCAGGCCUCGACGUUUCCACGAUGGAAAGGUCCCUUGGUGCUGGCGCCAGGUAGCAGGGCAGAGUCCACCGACAUCCAGGUUCUGAGCGCUGAGAACUGGACCAUGCAAUAUGCCAAAAAAUCGGCUGCUCUUGGAGAACUUAUCAAAGGUGAGGUGAUGCCCGUGAACAGUUUGAACCUGGAAACAUGCUCCACCACCGUGCAGGGCUCCACCUUCGAGGUGCCCAAGAGGUAUCGGAUCGAUGAGCCCAUGAGCCAUGGGGCCUAUGGCAUUGUCGUGUCCGCCGAAGAUCAUGAGCUCGAAGACAAGGUCGCGCUGAAAAAGAUCGAAGGCGUCUUCGAGCACAUUACCAUUGCCAAGCGCACCUUGCGGGAGCUCCGGAUCCUUCGGCACUUGCAGCACGAGAACCUCAUGCAGGUGAAGAACAUCUUCAUGGUGGGUUCCAGAGAAAGCUUCAAGGAGCUUUAUGUGGUGUCCGAGCUGAUGGAAACCGAUUUAGCAUCCACUCUCAGGUCAUCGCAAAUGCUCACCGACGACCAUUGCCAGUUCUUUUUAUACCAGAUCUUGCGUGGCAUGAAGUAUGUCCAUUCAGCUCAGGUGAUUCACAGGGACCUGAAACCCAGGAACCUGCUGGUGAAUAGCAACUGCGACUUGAAGAUCUGUGACUUUGGCUUGGCGCGGGUACGAUUCUCCGACAAGGAGUGGGUUUGCCCCAUGACCGAGUACGUUUGCACUCGAUGGUAUCGAGCGCCUGAGGUGUUGUGCUCCUGGACGGAUUACUCUUGCGCAAUUGAUAGUUGGUCCAUUGGCUGUAUCUUAGCAGAGAUGCAGACACGCAAGCCCCUUUUUCCAGGGCGCAGUACCCAGAAUCAGCUGGAUAUGAUCAUCGAUCUCUUGGGAUCGCCGGACUCGAAGGAGCUGAUGAAAAUUCCCAACGAGAAAUGCCGGAAGUUUAUCAAGUCGUUGCCGGUGUAUUCAUCCAAGAGCUUUCCAGAGGUCUUUCACAUGAUGCCUGAACCUGCGCAGGACAUCCUCCGGAAGUUGGUACGUUGGGAUCCGGAGAGCCGCCUGAGCGUGGAGGAGGCCAUCAUGCAUCCCUACCUCGACAAACUGCACUGCCCGGAGGACGAGCCGACCAGAGAUCCAUUGGAUACCACUGACUUUGAGUUCGAACGGCGGAAGAUCACCUUACCCGCCCUCAGAGAGGAGAUCUUCAGAGAGGCGUUAGAGCAUCAUCCCGACAUCAAAGAACAGUACGAGCAGGAGCUCAAGGCUGGGAGAGAAAAGCAGCACGACAUCACUCAGUACCGGCUCUUGGUGCCCGGGGAGUCUCAGUACUCCUCUGAUGAAGAGUCCGGCGAAGAUGUUUGAUGUCGACGCCAGUGAUGCCACACCCCUAAGGGUGCCCAGAUGUGUGAGUCGACUGUGAAAUGAGG
Messenger RNA from Cladocopium goreaui, 10580 nucleotides. Lineage: Eukaryota; Dinophyceae; Suessiales; Symbiodiniaceae. The record is from the annotation of a GenBank genome assembly.